AUGUUCCAUCAGGUAGUGGUCGUAGUACUGCUGCUGCUGGUAGCCACCACCUUCAAUGUUGCCCAGGGUCAGGAGACGCUGAUCGCCGGUGCCGCAACCGGUGUCGCCGGCGGCGGGUGCAGCGGCGGCGCCUACGAGAGCAUCAACACCGACAGCCUCGAGGCGGUCUUCAUCUUUAUGCGACACGGCGUGAGGGCGCCCUGGACCACCUAUCCGAAAGACCCGCACAUCAACCAGACCAAUCGGUGGCCGAAUGGCCGCUCUCAACUGACCAGCUUCGGCAUCAAGCAGGUGACCAACAUCGGCAACCUGUUGAACAAACGCUACGGCACCUUCACCCGAGGACUGAAGCGAAGUCAGAUUUACCAGCGGGCCUCUGCCGCCCAGCGGUGCAUUGACACGCUGAAGCUCGUCUCCAGUAGACUGUGGCCAAACUUUGACAACGCACACACGCCAGUCAUCUACUCGCUGCCGAAGAAGGUCGAUUCGUUGCUGUACGAAGAGCCAAAGUGUCCGCUCGCAGAAACUGAGGAGAGCAACAACAUCAACAGUGCUGCAGUGUCAGCCUAUGAAAAUCAAACUGACAUCAAGGAUUUGUAUGCGUACGUCGCCGAGAACACCGGUCUGCCGCCCACCAUGAGCGGCGUCACAAAGGCCUUCGAUUGCGUGCGUUGUGACAAAAUUAACGGUUUCAAGGUUCCCAAGUGGGCUUCAGUGAAUAACGUUUACGAGCGCAUGGGCAACGUCUACACGAAGAACCUGAACUUUCUCUAUGCAACGGAGAAAGCUCGCCGAUUCCGUAGCGGUCCGAUCAUUCAAGAGGUGAUUGACUCUAUUACGGCCAUCAAGAAUACUGAUGAGAAAGACAAAGAGUCCAUCAAGCGUGCGUACUUGUACACCACGCACGACUACAAAAUAGCCUCCCUGCUGCUUGGCCUGGGUGAGAAGCUGUACAAGUACCCGCCAUUUGCCGCGACAGUCAUCUUUGAAGUGCACCGAGACCCACUGGGCACCGGAGAUCCCAUCAUUCGCUCGUACUACAUCUCACAGACCGUCAAAGAGCCGUACACCAUUGAACAGCUUCGCCUGGACAAGUGCCUCGGCAAUGAAUUUGACUGCAAGUUCAGCAACUUUGUGAACACUCUGAAACCACUUGAAGGUCUGCAGUGGUCAAAGGAAUGCGGCCUGACGAAUGUAGACGGCUUUUUGCUGGCAGAAGAAAACAUUGGCGACAGUUAG
This is a messenger RNA of Rhagoletis zephyria (snowberry fruit fly), 1239 nucleotides long. The record is from RefSeq and is a predicted model, not a curated record. NCBI's taxonomy places the organism in Eukaryota, Metazoa, Arthropoda, Insecta, Diptera, Tephritidae.